Molecule: messenger RNA, 1545 nt
Organism: Phragmites australis (common reed)
Lineage: Eukaryota; Viridiplantae; Streptophyta; Magnoliopsida; Poales; Poaceae
Product: AT-hook motif nuclear-localized protein 23-like
Exons: 2
Coding region: 298-1158 (286 amino acids)
Cellular component (GO): nucleus
Molecular function (GO): DNA-binding transcription factor activity; minor groove of adenine-thymine-rich DNA binding
Source: RefSeq, a predicted model, not a curated record
CUAGUAGUCCACAAAUCCACAUGAGCAAGCACCAUCAACAAGGAGAAAUUAACAAAGGAGAAACGGAAACACCAAGCUCUCCCAGCUAGCUCCUUUUUCUUCUCUCCCCACAUCCCAAAAACCAUUCUUUACUCUCCUCCAAGAAAACAAGCACCACAAACCCUAAAGAAACACACACACAAACUCUCUCUUCUUCUUCACCUUCUUCUUCUUCUACUAUUAUCAUCACCACCACCACCGCUUCUUCUCUUGCAUCUCCAAUUAUUAAUAUUAUCGCUCUUCUCCUAGCCUAGAGAGAUGGCAGGCCUGGAUUUGGGCACCAGCUCCUACCUGCACCACCACCAGUCGCUCCACCUCCACCACGAUGACGGCGGCGCGGGGGGCUCCGACGACGGCCAGGACUCGCUGUCUCCGGGGAGCGGAGGAGGCGGCGGCCCGACCAGCACGGCUGGGGGCGCGGGCAUCGAGGGCAGGGAGAUCGUCGCUCGCCGCCCGCGCGGCCGGCCGCCGGGGUCCAAAAACAAGCCCAAGCCGCCGGUGAUCAUCACCAGGGAGAGCGCCAACGCGCUCCGGGCGCACAUCCUCGAGGUCGCCGCCGGGUGCGACGUCUUCGAGGCGCUCACCUCCUACGCGCGCCGCAGGCAGCGCGGCGUCUGCGUGCUCUCGGCGGCCGGGACGGUCGCCAACGUCACGCUGCGGCAGCCGCAAUCGUCCCAGACCGGACCCACCUCGCCGGCGGUGGCGACGCUCCACGGCAGGUUCGAGAUACUCUCCCUCGCUGGCUCCUUCCUCCCGCCCCCGGCACCGCCGGGGGCCACCAGCCUCGCGGCCUUCCUGGCAGGGGGGCAGGGGCAGGUGGUCGGCGGCAGCGUGGCCGGCUCUCUCAUCGCCGUGGGGCCGGUGGUCGUCGUGGCCGCGUCGUUCAGCAACGUCGCCUACGAGAGGCUGCCGCUCGAGGACGGCGACGAGGUGACCCCUCAAGCGCCUGCGGGGAGCGACCAGGCCGGUGUGCCGUUCGGCGGUGAUCCCUCGUCCGCCGCGGCCGCUGGUGGGCUUCCGUUCUUCAACCUGCCGCUUGGGAUGCCACCAAUGCCGAUGGACGGACACACCAGCUGGCCUGGAGCCCCCGGCGGCGUCGGGAGGCCGCAGUUCUCAUGAUGGAGAUGCAAUCCGCCCAAUGAGGUCGGCUAGUGCAAGGACAUGGACAUGUACAACAACAAACCUCUCUCUCUCUCUCUCUCUCUCUCUCUCUCUCUCUCUCUCUCUCUCUCUGCUUGUUCAGUUCUUUCUUGUGCCAUUGUGAUCUCUCUCUGAUGUUUUUGGUGUUAACGAGUAUGGGACUUGAUUGUGUUAAUUGUAGAUUAGUCGGGUGCCUCUGUUUAAAUUGGAUUACGUUGUGAGGACAUGCAUUCAUAAAUUGAUCAAAAUUAGUGUUGUUGUUUAUGUCUCGGAACUGAUGUUCGAGUUAAUUUUAGUAGCAUAAUGUUGCAGGAGACAUGAAUUCUUGUUGUGCCGGGAAAUCAAAGCUCUAUGUUUUAGUCUGUC